AUGGCUGAGGAAGUUUUAAAGAGUUACCUGAAAUGCGGAGUGUGUUUGGAGACUUUCAAAGAACCCGUGUCUCUGGGCUGUCACCACAACUUCUGUCACGGCUGUCUUCAAAGCUUCUGGGAGCAAGCUAAAAACAAAAAAUGUCCUACUUGUGAGAGAAAAACCUCAAAGGAUUGUCUCUUUAUUAAUUUUGGACUACAGCAACUAUUGGACAAGUAUACUGGAAGCCAGAGAGCUGAUCCACCCGAGUCUAGGGCAGUGUGUACAACUCACACACAGGAUCUUAAAUGGUGUGAGGAGGAGCAGAGAGUCGUGUGUCCGGUCUGUGACCAGCAGGUCCAUGGUCUCACACUGGUUCCUCUGGAAGAUGAGGUGCGUAAUGUCAAGAAGCUUCUGAAACCUCAAUUAGAGUCGCUGAAGAGAAGGAGGAAUACAUACAAAGAGAUUUCUGACACAUGUGGUUACAUGGCCCAACACUGCAAGAAACAACUGGGAGAGACAGAGAGACGGAUCAAGGCAGAGUUUGACCAGCUUCACAAGUUCCUUAUUCAGGAGGAGGAGGGCCGAAUGGCAGCCCUGAGGGAGGAAGAGAAACAGAAAAGGGAGACAAUCAUCCUUGAGCAGAAGAACAUUCAAGCACAGAUGUCCGUUCUCUCAGAGGUAAUCUCCGCUGUGGAACAGGACCUGCCGCUGAAAGACAACGCAGCGUUUCUCACCAUCCCCAGGGACCUCUGGUCGGGGUCUGCUCCACAGGUGCUUCGUGGAGGUCUGAUGGACGUGGCCAAACACCUGGGAAACCUGGCCUUCAGAGUGUGGGAGAAGAUGAGGGAGAAAAUCAGGUUCACACCUGUUAUCCUCGAUCCAAACACGGCAUCGAACCGUGUUGUUAUCUCAGAGGAUCUGACCAGUGUGAGACAUACGACAGGACAGUGGCAGAAUCACCCUGAGAACCCAGAAAGGUUCAGGGACUAUUCUAAUGUUCUGGGUUCAGAGGGCUUCACAUCAGGGAGACACAGCUGGGAGGUGGAGGUGGGAGACCAUCCUGACUGGCGGAUAGGGGUCGCUAAAGAGACGGUGGACAGGAAAGGCGGGCUUUAUGCAUCGCCAGAAAAUGGAUUCUGGUGUUUAUUCCAUUACAAGGGUGGGUACAGUAAUGGUUCAACUGAAAGAUUGAAUUUGGAGAGGAAUCCUACGAGGAUCAGAGUCCUGCUGGACUGUGGGAGAGGGGAUGUGUCCUUCUACGACCCUGAAGUAAAUGAUCCCAUCUUAUCUUAUCGAGGCACAUUUUCUGAGAAGAUCUUCCCAUUCUUUUGUGUUUGGGAAGCAGGUGAAGCUCAAACCAGAGAUGUGAUGGUGUGUGGUGCUAAAAGUGAUGGGAAUGUUGUGAGAGAAGAACUGAACACGGUUUAGAUGUGAGAUAUUGUAGAGUCGUUCACAGCACAGAAGGAUUAAUGUUUAAUGAGGACACUCAAUAUACGGUAAUAUAACAGCCUUAUCUGUAUCUUUAAGAAGGAAAGGUUAGUCAAAGUCUGAAUGUUUUAUUAUCCAAUCUGCAGUAAUACAUGGUCACUCUGCACGAUAAAAUACUUGACAAGGCAAGGGUCAGCUUCAUCGAACCAAUCAAAUAGACAUAAUAAAACAGCAAAAAGUUGUAGGUAAAAUAUAUUACAAGUGGCAAUAAAGUGAGCGGGGCGAAGGUAUUCAAAGGGAAUGGUCAGUUCACUGUUCACCAGUGUGACGGCCUUGGGUUGGCCAGAUGUGAUAUGACCAGGGGUCAGGGGUCAUUAAGGGACAACGUCUUAAUACUGACUGCCAACCACUCGUUUAUUUUAAUCUGUAUCUUUAAGAAGGAAAGGUUGGUCAAAGUCUGCAUGUUUCAUUAUCCAAUCUGCAGUCCGUCUGCACAAUAAAAUACUGGACAAGGAAAGGGUCAGCUUCAUUAUACCAACAAAAUAGACAUAAUAAAAAAGCUAGAAGGUGCAGGUUAAAUGAGAGGCGACAAUAAAGUGAGCGGGGUGAAGGUAUUCAAAGGGAAUCGUCAGCUCAUUGUUCACCAGUGUGAAGGCCUUGGGUUGGCCAGAUAGGAUAUGGGGGGGCCAGGGUCAUUUAGGGAUAACGUCUUAAUACUGACUGCCAAGCUGUCGUCUGUUUCAAUCUGUAUAAACUAUUGAUUAUCAUAAACAGAAUGCUACUUGAUAUGUUGACACAAAAAAAGACUAAAUAUCGAAUCAAAUGUAAAAUAUACGAUUUAUAACAAUAGAAGACAUUUAAACUGUUUAUUAUAUAAUAUGUAUUGCAUGACGUAUAAUGUAGUAUGCUUAGUGCUGGGAAAAUACCUACAUAUUCCUGUAUGCUGAAUAUACUUCUAGAAAUUAUUGUUAAAGAUUUGUCCGCCUAAAAGGCGAACAAUUAAGGGUUAUACAAAUGAUGGUGACUGUUCAUGAAUUGUUUGCCCUGCUAGAAUAUUACUGCAAUAUAAACAUUAAAGUUGAAGAAUUUUUA
Messenger RNA from Gadus morhua (Atlantic cod), 2502 nucleotides. RefSeq names its product zinc-binding protein A33. Gene Ontology annotation, molecular function: protein binding. The coding region runs from base 1 to 1410 and encodes 469 amino acids. The record is from RefSeq and is a predicted model, not a curated record. NCBI's taxonomy places the organism in Eukaryota, Metazoa, Chordata, Actinopteri, Gadiformes, Gadidae. The transcript has a single exon.